UUUUUGAAAUGAAACCAUAGAAAUCUACUGUUUACUUUUCAGUAGUGUUUGUGUAUGUUACAUUUUAAUAUUUAAAAAAAGUAUUUUUGUUCAAAACGAGAGUGAGUUAAUUAAUUUUCGAUUAAGAUCUCACUUGGAAGUGAAACAUUAUGAAGCUUCCAUGUGCUUUGACAAUACUUGAUAGAAGUUUAUCAUCUCAUGGAAAAAAAUCCAAUAAACCUGUGAACUCUACCAUAGCUAUCUGUAAGCACCCAAAGGCAGAUAAACAUUGCUUAAUUGUAUUUAAUGCCAAAAAUGCAAAUGGAACUAAGUACGAUGUGAAUGGGAAUAUUCAGAAACUUCACACCAAAUUUUUAAAUGAAGGAAAAGUAACUAUACAAUUCAAGCAUCCUCCUCAUGAUAUCUAUAUUCAGGCAACAGUGAUUUUGCUGAAAUCAUUUCUAAGUAUUUUGCAUGGUGUUAUAACAGGUACUAGCAAGACGAAGGAUUCAAGAGUUCUCAGUUUGUCAGUAAAUGUAACUGCUAAAUUUGUUGCACCAACAAAGUUAGUCAUAAAAAGUAGGUCUGAGUAUCCCUUUAAAGGAUUUCCGCCAACCUUGGAAAACUUAACGAUAGAAGGAAUAAGAAGGUGUGGUCUGGAUUUGGGAAUACUGAGGCUAACAAAGCUCAAAGUGUUAAAUAUUAGUGAUAACAAUAUAUCAACAAUACCUGAAGAGUUUAGCCUCAUGAAAAACUUGAAAGUGCUCGAUAUUUCUAAAAAUCAUUUUCAUCAAAGUUCUUCCAGAGAUUGGAGAUGGCUCAGUGGAAAUCUGUGUGACACACUUGUUUCGUUGAAUAUGGCCUCUAAUAAAUUGAAAUUUUUGACUGUAUAUAUAAUAAAAUUAAGAAAUCUACACUCAUUAGAUGUUAGUGAUAAUCAAUUGAAGGAAAUUCCUAAUGGCAUUGGGUGUUUGAGAAAACUUAAAUCAUUAAGGGUUCAUAGUAAUUUUUUAGAUAGACUGCCUGGAAGUAUCAAAUGUUUGAGACUUGUAGAUUUGAAUGUAUCAAAUAAUAGAUUUGAAUCAUCAGACCAAGAAUCUUUUGUGAACCAAAUACCAAUUUCUAAAACUAUUCUAGCAGCUUCCUUGAAAGAAUUGGCAGCACAAAAAGUUUUGGAGUUGGGAUUUAAGUAUGAUGCAUCAAUUAUUCCAGCAACUCUUGUAUUUUAUCUUGAUUCAGACGCAAAAUAUUGUCCAUGUGGUAAACCCUGCUUCAAUGUUUAUUCAUAUAAAUGUAAUAAUUUAAAUUUGAGUACCAUUUCUGAUGCAGUGAUCACCAACCCGUUGGGUGGAUUAAUUAUCAAAACGGAUUGUUAUUUCUGUUCUCACAAGUGUGCUAGAAUUUAUAAUGUGAAUAGAGUGCCCUUAGUUAGGUAGGACGCACUGGAUCUCAAUUGAGAUAAUAUUUCAAGUUGAGAUUCUGUGAGUUUUGGAACUUAUUUGGAUGGAUACAUUAAUGUACUAUCGGACAUUUAAUAGUGAUCUACUGGGGAAAGCUUUUUGAGUCAAUAUCGUAACAUAAUUUACCGACAUUGCUUUUUUUUUGUACAGCAAUGCAUACAUGAAAUUAAUAAAAUUAUCUCACAUCACAGAUGAAGAUGUGGAUUACUUUGAAGUACCUUAAUAUCUCUCGAUUAUGGUGUCUUGAAUUCUUAUCUUGGAAAGAUUAAAAUUUGAUAUAUAAUUCGAAAGCUAAAGAGAUUUUUGCAAUCAUCUAAACAUUGCAUAAUGGAAAAGCGGCGUGUACUUGUUAAAUUGAAUCUGAUCAAUUGUUAUAAUAAUGUCUGAAAUAUUUAUGGUUAGUUCUAAUGGAAACACAAUAACAAUAUUGUGAUGGUCUACUAUAUUGUAUGUAGCCUGGAAAUGAGCAAAAAUGAUUUUUCGCUAUAUCUUCUAAUGGCUCUUUUUCAACUGAAUUGCCAUCAUUAGUAAAUCCAAAUAACUCAAACUGUGGAAAUGACUUAUUGCCAAAAUUUUCCCGUUGAUAUUGUUUUGACUUAAAGUUAAUGCUUGGAUGUUAAUAUUCUCUUUUCAACUCUAUAGGCAACUGAAUAAUACUGUAUAUACUCAUUUAUUUUCAGGGGCUAAUAAUGAUUAUUUUGGUGUAUAUAUUCAGUCAUUAUAUUUAAAAAAAAUGCACGUACUAUCAUUCUGAAUAUAUAAGUGUUCGUUGAAUUUUACAUUUGUAGUAAUUAUAAAAUAAAAAAUUGUGCCAUACACAAUUCAAUAUAGUAUGUUUGAUAAUACUAAUGACAUUGUGUAAGUUUAUUAACUCUCUAAAUAUACGUAUUUAAGUGAAGAAGGUACAAUUAGAUGCAAGCAUGUCUGUAUCAUAAUUCAAUGGUUUUUUUAUAUCAUCUGAAUCUGAGUAAAAUUCUUCUUUCUUUCUUAAUAUUUCUCAAGAAAGCUAUAUUUAGCAUUGCAGAUUUUUUUGAAUCAUUCAAAAUGAAAUAAAUUGAAGAUCAUUAACGUCAGAUAUGUAAAAUUGUUUCAUCACAGUUUGAACCAAUCUCAUUGGUUCGCACGGCCAUGCAAUUACUAAUAGAAAUUAUGUUUUUUUAACUCAAGCUUUUUUAAGUAGGUACAACCGUUUCCUCAGUGUACAUUGGAAAUGUAAUCAGUUAAUUCAAGCUAGUGCCUUUUUAUAUGAAUUUGAUAAUUCUUACAUUUUGAUGAAAAUAUUAAUGCACUUUAUCCGUAGUUUUUGUGAUACAUAUUCAUAUUUUGAUAAUAUUUAUUGUAUGAAGGAACUUGUUCAGUUUACAAUUCAAUGUAAUUUUAUAAGUAUACAUAUAUUCUUCCUUUUAUAUUGGAAUAUGUAUUAUAUCUAUAUAUUCAUUGUCA
Coccinella septempunctata (seven-spotted ladybird) is the source of this 2882-nucleotide messenger RNA. RefSeq names its product leucine-rich repeat protein 1 (gene Lrr47). The transcript has a single exon. Bases 150 to 1415 code for a protein of 421 amino acids. Lineage: Eukaryota; Metazoa; Arthropoda; Insecta; Coleoptera; Coccinellidae. Gene Ontology annotation, molecular function: protein binding. The record is from RefSeq and is a predicted model, not a curated record.